Molecule: messenger RNA, 3009 nt
Organism: Symbiodinium sp. CCMP2592
Lineage: Eukaryota; Dinophyceae; Suessiales; Symbiodiniaceae
Source: the annotation of a GenBank genome assembly
AUGGCUGUUCCUUUGGCUGAGUUGGGCAGACGGCACUUCGUUUCGCAGGCUGCCCUAGAAUCAGUCCUGCAAGACCUUGGCCACGAUGACGGCACGAGCAGGAGAAGCAUCAAGAGAGCCCGGGAUGAGCAGGUCGCAGUGGAGACCGACUUCGGGCACUUGCUGAGCCACAUUGAAGUGGAUGUGCUAGAGAAAAAGCAAGUUGCAAAGGUGUCAUUACCGAUCCUGAACAUUCGGGCCUUUCUGGCACAUCUUUGCAAGCGCCCUGGCACUGCAGCAUUCUUCGCGAGGAAAGUCCAUGCUUUCUACAUCAGCUUCUUCGAGUAUGGACCAGAGGCUAGAUGUCAAGAGGAGGCAUGGUAUUGCAUCUGCCUUUGCAGAAGCCAGCUGGUCAACAAGAUGGUCGGAGGCCUUUCGGCAUUAACCCAUGCCAUCGUCACCAUGCCUGACUUCGCAGCAUUGCCGAAUGGAUGCUUGCUCACCCUGCCCAGUGGCGAAAGGCUAAUGUUUUUUGCUCGCAUCGACACGUUCCUUGCAGACGAAGGUGCUAUCAAGUUAGUCUUUGACAUAAAGGGGGCCUCAGGCAUUCUCCCAUGCGGUCUGUGUGCCAACGUCGUGGGGAAGACUGGAGUGGAGCAACACGAUGCCUCUGGUUCUCUGUGUACGAUUGCAUGCACCGAUGUUCGUCGCUUCAUCUUCAAGACGGACGACGACAUAUAUCAGGCACAUGCACAGAUGGAAGCUAUGCAUGGACGAUGCUCGCAGGCACAAUUCGAGCAGAUGCAGAAGGCUUGUGGCAUCAAUUUCAACAUGCAGGGUGUUAUUGCAAAGAAAAGUCUGCCCUUGGUGCAAACAUGCAUGUAUGACUUCAUGCACAUCUAUUUCGUGCAUGGAUUGUUUCACCUAGAAACUGGCAUGCUUCUGCCACAACUAUACCAUGCAGGUUGCUCACCGGAGGCUAUCUUGGAUUUCAUGAAAUCCUUCACCUGGCCUCAGAGCCAGCAGGGGAUCAUCAAGGAAACCCUGCAGUGCUUCCAAAAGAAGAUCGAGAAGAGCGAGGGCUUCAAGGGGAGUGCCUCCCAGUGCCUCAACUGCUACCCUUUGCUGCGAGCAUACGUGCUGAGCCUUGCUCCCGGGGCCAUCAGUGCAGAGGUGAAGAAAGCUUGCAAAUCCUUUCUCAAUUUGUGUCUCGUUCUUGAUAUGCUCAUGGAAGGCAAUCGUGGCCAGGUGCUUGUCCCAGCAGAACUGCAGAGGCUCAUUACCCAGCACUGUCAGGGUUUUAUGGAAACUUAUGGACCCGAGAGUGCGAUCCCGAAGCUGCACUACUCGAUGCACUUGCCGAUGAUGCUUGCUGCAAAGAAAACAUUGGUUUCUUGUUUCACCCACGAGCGAAAACACAGGGCCAUCAAGGAGUUGGCCAACCAUCUGAACAACCCGGGCACAUGGUACGAAGCAUCGAUGAUGAAGGAAGGUCUAGGCAAGCUUGUGAUGGCAAUGACCAGCGGACCUGCAUUUGCUAUGGAAGCCCAUCUCAUCUCGCCAAAACUGGCAGAUGAAAAUCUGUUGCGAGUGCUCGCUCAGACCUUCGGCCUUGCAGGUGCUCACAAUGCACAGGCCUCAUCUCGUGUUCAGGCUGCACCGGGGCAAGUCUGCACAAAAGGCGAUUUCGUGAUCUUGAAAGCCGGUGGAGUUGCAGAGGCCUGGUUGUUCUGCAGGUUGGGAACUGGAGAGUUGCUGGCUUUGCUCACCGAGUUUGAGGCAUGUGGGCGAAACGUUUUCAAGAGAACGGCGGUCACGGCCCAAAUCCGGCCACGCUUUACACCUGCACUCGCGACCACCAUUGCUAGCGGGCUUUUGCCGGGGUCCUUCCUUGUGCAGUUGGGCCUCUCGCCUUCAGUUGGGCUGAGGGUAUUCCACCGGCGGACUGUGCUGGAUCCUGCCCAACAUGUCAUUUUGACCAAAGGCGAUACUGUGUUCAUCCUGCCCCCUGGGGGCGUGCGCCCCCCGUCCCAGCUCUUACCCGACAUGUUGCGCAGCACGGGUGGCUGGCGCGUACCUCUCGACCCGCCGCGAGGGUCUCUCCAGGUUCCGUUUUGCCUGCUGACUGAUUCCCCUCCAGGGACUAUGAGCCAUGCUAUGCUUGUUGAGGUGCCUGUCCAUCUGAUUGACACUGGUGAUGACCUCCGUGCUUUUUUGGUGGGCUUUCUUCGAGGGGAUCUGGAGAGCUUUUCCGUCUUUCGGCUGGCGCCUCGGGUGCGUGAUCUGUGUUUGUUUGGACAGGCCUGCAUUGAUGUGCUUGUUGUCACAGAGCGCAUCUCGCGGCUGCCAUGCCCGCCCAGGCUGUGGUCUCCUCAACAGGUGCCUUAUGUGCUCGACCUUCGCCCGAUCCUUCGUGGUAUUGGCUGGAGGCCAGGUCUUGACACUGGAGUUUUUGCGAUGAUAUGGGGUCUGCCGGGUCUUCGCCAGAUGCGGGCGGUUCUGAUGGGGAUGGCAGCGAUUCUGAGGGAGCUUGAUGCCUUGCGGCAGGCGGCCACCCUCCUGGGAGGGGAGUGGCCCUACAUCCCAGCUGACUCUGAUGAUGGGUCCCUCCGGCCUGGCGUGCUGCAUGAUGGUGCUGGCUCGGAAUGCACCAGACACCUGCACGGUGCGAAUCAGCCUGCCGGCUACGUUCGCAGAGGCUAUGGUACUGGUCCGCGAGGCGUCUCUCUUGUAGCGUGCAUGGAUCUCCUGCACCUGGACGGCCGCCUGUUCGCAGCGGACGUCCCACAGUAUUGUGGCAGGUAUGCGCUCUUCCGGCUUGCCCAGAGGGCCGGUCCGCGUCCAAAAGCCUUGGCUUGGAUUGCUCAGUUGCACAGAUCAGUUUCGGGCGUGGACACCUUCGGCACCUCUGUCGACUUCGGCGCCACGGAUGCGUUCGCCAGCUGCCGCCGCAGCCGCUGCAGCGAAGCACAGGUGUGUCCUUUCAAAGCCCGGAUUCCGCACCGGCCACCGGCGCAAUGCGAUAAUUAA